AUGGUAGAUGUAGUUGAAUUUAAUACAAAUGAAGGGAAAGGGAACAACGAACCUACUAAAUUAAAUAAUGUUAAAACAAUAAGUAAUAGUAAAUUGUCAGUUCAGCCACCAAAUGAUAAUUUUUCUAAUGAACCAGAAACAGAACUAAGUCACACAGAGAAAGAAGCUCAAGAAAUUUAUGAAAAAGCUAUGAAAAUGUUAAGUGCCACCAAGCCAAAAAAAUCUGAAGCUUUCAGUUUACUAAGCAAAGCAGCAUCUAUGAAUCAUCAGCAGUCUCGAAUAGCAGUUGCUUGGGCUCAAUUACUCGGCACUCCCUUACCUAGAAAUACUGUAUCUGCUAAAAACACUUUUGAAGAAUUAGCCCAACAAGGUGUACCUGAUGCUCAUAUGGGAAUGGGAUUUUUGUAUGCAACAGGUAUUGGUCUAAAUGUUUCUCAAGCCAGGGCACUGGUUCAUUAUACUUUUGGAGCUUUGGGAGGCAGUGUUUGGGCUCGAAUGGCUUUAGGAUAUAGGUAUUGGUCUGGUACUACUGUCCCAGCAAAUUGUGAAAAAGCUUUAGAUUUUUACAGAAAAGUUGCUAACAAAGUGGCUGGAGAAGUUUCUUUAUCGGGAGGAACCGCUGUUCAAAGGGUACGACUUUUGGAAGAAAUUGAAAAUCCAGGUUUUAAUUCUGGGAUUUUAGAUAAUGAUCUUAUUGAAUAUUAUCAACUUUUGGCUGAAAAAGGAGACAUUCAGGCCCAAUUGGGUUUAGGACAAUUGCAUUAUCAAGGUGGAAGGGGUGUGUUACAGGAUCAUCAUAGGGCUUUGCAUUAUUUUUUACAAGCAGCUGACGCUGGUAAUCCCAUAGCCAUGGCAUUUUUGGGAAAGGCAAGAAGUGAUAUUGUUAAACAAGAUAAUGAAACUGCAUAUAAAUAUUUUAAAAAAGCGGCGGAUUUAGGCAAUCCAGUUGGUCAAAGUGGAUUAGGUUUAAUGUAUUUAUAUGGAAAGGGUAUUAAAAAAGAUUAUAACAAAGCUUUGAAAUAUUUUUCUCAAGCAGCAGAACAAGGUUGGGUCGAUGGACAACUUCAGCUGGGAAACAUGUAUUUCAGUGGACUUGGAGUUCGUCGGGAUUAUAAACUUGCCAAUAAAUAUUUCACAUUAGCUUCUCAAUCGGGACAUGUUUUGGCAUUUUAUAAUUUGGCACAAAUGCAUGCAACCGGAACAGGAUUAAUAAGAUCAUGUCCCACCGCUGUUGAACUUUAUAAAAACGUUGCCGAAAGAGGGAAAUGGGGAGAAAAACUCAUGGAAGCUCAUUCGCUUUACAGGGAUGAAGAUUACGACGAGGCUUUUAUGAUAUAUGCCUUAUUAUCCGAAUUAGGAUAUGAAGUGGCUCAAAGUAACGCCGCUUUUCUUUUGGACCGAGACCAAACAUUAGGACCGAAUUGGGAUAUAUAUCUCAUAACAACACUGGUUGGAAUAUUAGGACUCAUUAUUUAUUUCAGACGUCCUCAACCACAUUGA
Molecule: messenger RNA, 1500 nt
Organism: Pediculus humanus corporis (human body louse)
Lineage: Eukaryota; Metazoa; Arthropoda; Insecta; Psocodea; Pediculidae
Exons: 7
Coding region: 1-1500 (499 amino acids)
Biological process (GO): ERAD pathway
Cellular component (GO): endoplasmic reticulum membrane
Molecular function (GO): protein binding
Source: RefSeq, a predicted model, not a curated record